Argiope bruennichi is the source of this 1291-nucleotide messenger RNA. RefSeq names its product peroxisomal targeting signal 2 receptor-like. Gene Ontology annotation, molecular function: protein binding. The record is from RefSeq and is a predicted model, not a curated record. Gene Ontology annotation, biological process: protein import into peroxisome matrix. Gene Ontology annotation, cellular component: cytosol; peroxisomal matrix. Bases 146 to 1093 code for a protein of 315 amino acids. The transcript has 10 exons. NCBI's taxonomy places the organism in Eukaryota, Metazoa, Arthropoda, Arachnida, Araneae, Araneidae.
CUCGGAGAAGUAAAUUUAAAAAGCGUAUACAAGGACGUCAAACUUUUAUAACAUUGUAUACAAAAAAAUUGUUUACGUCUAAGACAAAGUAGUACUCAUAAAUGUGAAUAAAUGGUUAGUUUUAUUUCUUUCGAUAUUCGUAAAAAUGAACAAUGUAAUAACAGGUACAUUUAAUACGGGUGAAUAUCAUGGGUAUAAUGUCAAAUAUUCUCCUUUCAGUAAGCAUUUAUUAGCUUGUGCAGCGUCUCAAAAUUAUGGAAUUACAGGGCGAGGACGUUUGUUUAUUUUGGAUGUUAAUUAUAGCAAACAAGUGACUGUUGCAGGGACCAAGGACUGGCCUGAAGGCUUGUUUGAUGUUACUUGGAGUGAAGUAAAUCCUCAACUUGUUGUUACAAGUUGUGGUGAUGGUAGUAUUCAAAUAUGGGAUAUCUAUGUAUCUCCAGAUCCAGUUUCAGUGUACAAAAUUCACAACAAAGAAGUAUAUUCCGUAGAAUGGAAUCCUCAAAAUUCAUACACUUAUAUUUUAUCAGCAUCAUGGGAUCAUACAGUAAAAUUGUGGGAUCCUUUUGCUGCAAAAGGAGUGUCAUCCUUUGUCGAGCAUACUGAUCAAGUUUAUGAAGCAUGUUGGUCUCCUCAUUGUGUGGAAGUGUUUUCCUCAGUUUCAGGUGAUAGAACACUCAGAUUGUGGGAUAUUAGAACUCCAGCUCGUGCUUAUGCCUGCUAUCCUCAUGAAACAGAAGUUUUAUGCUGUGACUGGAGUAAACUGAAUUCAGAUGUAAUAGCUACAGGUACCACAGAUGGAAGAAUAUUUGAAUGGGAUGUCAGAAAAAUGUUGGAUCCUCUUUUUGUUCUCUCUGGGCAUGAAUAUGCAAUAAGACAGUUAAAAUUUUCUCCAUUUGAACGUGGAAGAUUAGCUUCAGUAAGCUAUGAUUUUACUACGAGAUUUUGGAAUUGGAAUGUGGCACAUGCUCUGCAAGUCCACAAAGAGCACUCUGAAUUUGUAUAUGGAUUAGAUUUUAGUCCCAUGAGGCGCAAUGAAGCAAUUGAUUGUGCUUGGGACUCCUUACUUUGCAUCUACAAUGAUAGAACCUAGAAAACUAUAUUAACCUAGAAGAUUUUUAAAUAUUUUUGUAUGAUUUGUAUAUAAUCGUAAACUCUUGUAAUAAACCCUCAUUUUGUACUUUAAAAUAUAUUACUUUUUUUUAUUCACACUUGAGAUAUAAGUGCAGAAAGAAAGUAUUUGUCAAGUAUAAGGUGUUGUAAUAAAACUUCUUUAAAAUUAAUUUGGCAA